Rubroshorea leprosula is the source of this 884-nucleotide messenger RNA. The record is from the annotation of a GenBank genome assembly. Lineage: Eukaryota; Viridiplantae; Streptophyta; Magnoliopsida; Malvales; Dipterocarpaceae.
AAUCUCAUAACCCUAAAAACCAAAAUCAAACAAAAUCUUCUCCCGAAAACCUCACCCUCCGAUCCGCCACCACCAAAUGUCGCCCCAAAACCCAACCGAUUACUUCAAUCAACCCACCUUAACUUCCAUCUUUCUCACCGUUUCCCAUCUAACACCUUUCACCACCAGAUCUCAGCCCUCAAAUUUGUUUGUGCAAUUCCGAAACCCAAACCCACUUUGUAUAACCCCAUGGCUGAUUCAGAAGAGAGAAGCCCCCGAUUUUGCAGAGACGUUGGAUCACGGCCAAGGGCCUGAUCCCUUCUGGCCUGUUCAAAUUUUAGCUUUUCUGAGUUUUUCUUGGAUCUAGGUUUUACUUCCUUGGUUUUUGUGGAGAAUUCCCAAAGAAUCAAAUGGGUGUUUGAGGGCUUUUGAGUUCUACUGUCUAAUUGAGCGUGUUUGGAGUUUGGAAUUUCUUUUUUGGCUUCCUCAUACCUUAAAACAGAUGGGAGAUGCCAAGCUUCAAGGUGGUCAAUUUGCUUCAACCACUUACUACUCUCCAAUGUGUUAUACCAAUACAGAUACGAGAAGUGCGCAGUUAUGGAACUAAUCCCUCAAGUUUCUCAUCUUGCCCACAGAUUUGUCUCCACUUGGAUGGCUUCCCUGUCUCGAUACCUUUCCAUCUCAGACACUAGACAAGUUUCUCAUUUUGCCCACAGACUUACAUGGAGUCGGGCUUAUUGGCCGGUUCCUUACUCCUUUCGCCUGUCUUUCACCGCUCUAUGUUUCGUCUUGGGAGUUCCACCGUCUGUAUAUAUUUAUGUUCUUUCAGUUCUGUUAUUUGGUUUACUUUGUUUCUUGGACUAUCUUUUGUUAGUAUUUCUUAGUAAUAUAAGCACCUUUCCCGU